AUGUUUUCUUUCUUUUCCCCUCCAUCAUCAUCCAUCAUCGAGAUGGCAGACAAGAUGACGAGGGGCAUGUGGUUCAAUCCCAUUAUCAUCGACGACGAUGAGCAAGAUCCAGUUGAACUCGAAGGUGAUCCUCUGCCCAGCACACUUCCUCUUUCCAACACGCUUCCUCUUCCCAAUGGCCCUCCCGCUAUUCCCCUACCGAACACGACCUAUUCCUGCCGUCCAGUUUGGAACAAUGCGCACAAGAAACCAGCUUUGCCGGUUGCUUCAGGAAUUCUAUAA
Fusarium mangiferae is the source of this 282-nucleotide messenger RNA. RefSeq lists its product as uncharacterized. The coding region runs from base 1 to 282 and encodes 93 amino acids. Lineage: Eukaryota; Fungi; Ascomycota; Sordariomycetes; Hypocreales; Nectriaceae. The record is from RefSeq and is a predicted model, not a curated record. The transcript is spliced from 2 exons.